Molecule: messenger RNA, 687 nt
Organism: Vombatus ursinus (common wombat)
Lineage: Eukaryota; Metazoa; Chordata; Mammalia; Diprotodontia; Vombatidae
Product: olfactory receptor 51F1-like
Exons: 1
Biological process (GO): G protein-coupled receptor signaling pathway
Cellular component (GO): membrane
Molecular function (GO): olfactory receptor activity; G protein-coupled receptor activity
Source: RefSeq, a predicted model, not a curated record
AUGUCACUUUUGCCAAAUACCACAAUCAUAUCCCUGACAUUUCUGCUCACAGGCAUCCCUGGCCUGGAAGCUGGCCACACCUGGGUCUCUGUUCCCUUUUGCUUCCUCUAUGCCAUUGCCAUCUCUGGGAAUAGCAUGAUCCUAUUCAUCAUCAUCACCAAUCAAAGCCUUCAUGAACCAAUGUACUAUUUGCUUUCCAUGCUAUCAGUCACUGACAUGUGCCUGUCCCUCUCCACUAUGCCCACUACUCUAGGUGUCCUCUGUCUUAAUAUUCAAGAGAUUGGUUGGAAUGCAUGCAUUAGCCAAAUGUUCUUCAUUCAUUUCCUUACGGUCAUGGAGUCCUCGGUGCUGUUGGCCAUGGCCUUUGACCGCUACAUUGCUAUUUGUAACCCACUAAGGUAUGCUACCAUCCUCACUCCAAAAAGGAUCAUCCAUAUUGGGUUGAUGAUAGUGGGAAGAGGGACUCUGGUCAUGAUUCCCCUCCUCCUGCUUCUUAAGCACCUGUCAUUCUGUAGGAAAAAUAUUCUUUCUCACUCUUAUUGCUACCACCCUGAUGUGAUCAAAUGUUCCUGCUCCAAUAUCACAGUCAACAGCAUCUAUGGACUUUUUGCACUCCUUUCUACAUCUGGUCUGGAUGCCCCUUUGAUUGGCCUCUCCUAUGUGCUGAUCAUUCAUUCUGUGCUCAAC